CAUAACAAAGACAAGCAGUGGUUUUACCCUCUUGGCAUUACGCCAGUUGUAUCGCGUCCGAGCGACAACAACCCACCAGGUGAUUCCGUAUCUUACGUAUGUAAGUAUGACAUGUUCGGUCAAAAGGGGUGGCAUUGUUGCGUUGGUUGACAUGCAAGUAUUCACCGGAAUAGAUUUCAGAUGCUAUAACUCGUUACGCUCCCAUCAGCGUAUAUCCUGCGCAUGUGUUCUCGUUCAACACAUCUCACGUCAAUACAUACAGGCCACAAAUAGGAGGGUCUAGACGAGUGGACGUGUCUGUCAGAAAUACCUUUUGUCUAGUUGGAGUUCUCGAUACUUUGAGUGAGGCAUGCGUGUGCAUAUUUCUGAAAAAAAUGAUACAGUGUUAUCUAUCUGGUAUGAAAGCAUAAUGGUGGCAUUUCGAUACUACAAUUAUUUUUAAAACCGACGUUUUUCACUAUUUCAAUUAUUUCUUCAUAUUUUCGAAAUUGUGGACUUAUUUCUUGCCACUUCGAUUAUAUUUUCGUCAUCUGGAUUACGUUCUCCCUAUUUUAAGAUUAUUAAAAACCUCAAAUUUUCAACUCCUUUCUUGUUGCUUCAAUUAUGACAUCGAUAUUUUAUUGAUUUUCUCGAAUUUUGCAAAAAUUUCUCAUUACAUAUUGAAUCCAACGGAACUAACCAAAAAAAAAAUUACUUAAACGUAAUCGAAGUAACGAGAAUAGAAAUAGGAAAUUUCGAACAAAUCAACACAAAAUUGAAACAUAAAAAAAAACUGAAGAAAAAAAAGGUAAUAAUUAAUAAAUGAAUGUAUGUUACCACUGCAGAAGAAUGUGGCUUUCCACCAGAGAGUAUCUUACACUGAAAUGAGGAAUUACAUUUUAGUGUUCAUAUUCUUGAGUGAGUGAGUGAGUUUAGUUUUACGCCGCACUCAGCAAUAGUCCUGCUAUAUGGCGGCGGUCUGUAAAUAAUCGAAUCUGGACCAAACAAUCCAGUGAUUAUCAGCAUGAGCAUCGAUCUGCGCAAUUGUGAGUUCAUGAUAUUGUUUCUCAACAUGAUAUUGUAUGCCUCUUUUUGCGUUUAUAAUGCAUAACCACAAUUGCUCAUUGUCAGGAGACAUCAACGUUUGUUUAGCUUAUUACGGAAAAAUAUACUCGAAGGAGCUCGCGGGUUGUUAGAGUUAUCAUAAUAACACUGUGAAUAUUGAGUUUUUCGUGCAAACGUAUUCCAAUUUCGUAAAUCGAUGUUCAUAAUGUCAUCCGCUGGAUUGCCUGGUCCAGACUUGGCUAUUUACAGACCACUGAUGUACAGGUUGAAUAUGAAUAUAAAUCGAUGUUGUCGUGUUAUUACUUGAUUGAUGAUUCCAGCGAAAAACAACAAAGAAACUUUAGGUCCAAUAUAAACCUGUUUCAGAACGCGCAAGGCUUGACAUCGGACAUGGCGGAGAAAGGUACGUCGGUCCACGUCACUGGUAACCAAGGAACUGCCCACAGUGUGUAUGCCAUCGGAAUCCACCAAGGGACACUAAACGUGAACCAUUCCAGGGACGAAGACAGACUGUGUGAUUUGAAAGAACAAACAAGGAAAGAUAUUGAUAUCUGGAACAGAGGAAUGGUCAGAGUGUCUGCCAUUGAAACCGUCAUAGAGAAGCUUCAAACAAGGCACCGAUGGGUUACUGUUACCGGAAAUGCUGGUGACGGCAAGACAACUCUUGGUUACAUGACGCUGAAGAGUCUGCAGGAUGAUGGGAAGGAAGUGUUCAAGAUCGACAAUCCCGAGGACUACUUCAUUAUCUGCAGGAAGGCUGCUCACAGUGUCGUGUUCAUGAAUGACGUGUUUGGUCCUUUCGAUUUUGACCAAAGAGCUUUUAGCGCUUGGCUGCCCGUGUUUCAAACAAUUUCAGAAGGUAGGACGAAGGGUAACGAAAAUGAACAUGGUCCAAGUAUAAUAUUUGUGAGCAGGCUCAAUGUUUUGGAAGUUGCUAGGAAUCAACUUGGAAAAUAUGGAGACAUCGUUUUGGGAGAAGGUGCAAUAGUCAAUCCCGAUAAGAUGAACACAGACAGGGAGAAACUUGACAUCUUAAACUUUCAUCUGUCCAGACAUCAUAUAAGUGACAUUCCAGAAAGUACCAAGAUGCAACUAUAUAGUCGGAGUCCUCAUGGAUUUCCUCAUUGCUGUGAGAUGUAUGUUGAACUGAGAACCAGUGGACAUGAAAUUGAUAUUGCCAAGUUCUUUUCUUCACCUCUCAAAUUCCUCAAUUACACAACAUAUAGUUUUGAUUGAUAAACAGAAAUGUUAUGAUCAUUUUAAAAUACUCCUGAAGGCUGGUGGUCAAUUGGAUAUUUCAAGCCUUACAGAUGCAACACUAAGAACAGAAAUGCAAAGCACUGCAUCUGGUUUAUUAGGAAGCUAUCUUAAAAUGAGUGGAAGUGGUGUUGCAUUCUCCCACCCAUCCAUCUAUGAAAGUGUGGCAGUAGCAGUUGGAAACAAAGACCCUCUCUUUGCUGCACAAGAGUUUCCUAUUUCAGUCAUCAUGCAAAAGUGUAAGGUGCAUGUGCCACAGGAAGGAGAAACUGAGAUGUACAUCUUGUUCAGUGAAUCAUCCUCAGCCAUGGACGCACUUGUUCAGAGGCUGGCUGCAGAAAUACGUCAGGGGAAAUACUUUGCAAUACAACAUGAGCUUUGCUGGGAAAGGAAGUUCUGUGAAGAGGUGAUACAGUCAAGUGUCUGUAGAUCAGUUCCCCUUUUCGGCUAGAGAAGGAAUUAUGUCGGUAUCAAUCAGAGAGACAGUGCAGACAGUACCAUCCUGCAUGUGGCUGUUCAGUGCCGUAACUACACUGCAUGUAAGAUUCUGCUGGAGAG
Molecule: messenger RNA, 2859 nt
Organism: Haliotis rubra (blacklip abalone)
Lineage: Eukaryota; Metazoa; Mollusca; Gastropoda; Lepetellida; Haliotidae
Exons: 5
Coding region: 1330-2280 (316 amino acids)
Source: RefSeq, a predicted model, not a curated record